Molecule: messenger RNA, 1214 nt
Organism: Aedes albopictus (Asian tiger mosquito)
Lineage: Eukaryota; Metazoa; Arthropoda; Insecta; Diptera; Culicidae
Exons: 3
Coding region: 402-977 (191 amino acids)
Source: RefSeq, a predicted model, not a curated record
CACGGUUUUUUUUUUACACGCCCGUGUAAAAAAAGACCUUAGUGUACUUUUUUCUGAAGGUCAGGGGACUUUGAAAAGAAUCUUUGAAAAUGCAACUCUACAAUCAGAAACAAUGUAGUUCAAAAUUAUAUAAACAAACUACGAUUUUAACCGCUUCCCGUGUUUAUUGAAUUAAUAUUUUAACCAAGCUUGGGAAACGCUAUAUAAAUGCGAUAUUGCAGUAAACCUAACGUUUCAUGAAUGUAAAUUCAACCUAAAGAAGAAACGAGAGACAAUCAGUUAAAACUUUUUAAUUGCAACAAUUAGUUAUUUAAGCACCGUCAUGGCUUAUGAAUCCAGAUUUGAUAAUAUAAAAUGAAAGUGGUAUGGUAUGAUACACAUUUUGCGAACUGCAUUCCGAAAUGCACCAGUCACUCGAAACAGUCGUGCUUAGUGUGGUAGUUUUAUCAUUAAUUUUCGCCGGGAGCAUUAAUAGUGCCCGCGUGAAAGAAUAUGUCCAAGAGAAAGCGGCAACAUGUCCCGUACCAAAUGCAGAUAAAUUCGUGAUUCAAUUUCCGGGACCAUUGAACUUCACAUCGGGCAGUAACGUUGUCCAAUUUCAAGGAAACUUCACCGUUAUGGAAACUAUCCAAGAACCACUCGAGAUAAUCCUAGCAACGAACCGAUGCACGCUGGACAUGAAAACCUGUGAGCUGUUCAAUAAGCUGACCCUGUCCGAUGUCUGUCGGUAUAUCAACGAUCAGAAAGGCAUUUGGGCGUCGUUCUUCAAAAGCAUGGAACCAGAUUUUCACUGCCCGAUCAAACCCGGACUGUACAAGUUUCAAAACUCCGUCGUAGAUCUUUCUUUUGCUACCAAUUUUCCGCUGGAAGGAUAUCGCUGGCAAACCAGUAUGAAGCUGUACUCGACCGUUAAACCUAAGAAGGAAUUGUACUGCCUGUCGUCGCAAAGCUUAAUGCGUUGGGUCAAGAAACUGUAAGUUUGAUUCCGGACAGAAAAGUGUGGAUAAUCUAAUAAUUGGAUUUUUAUUGACGAAGAGGAAAAUAAAAAAAUAACUUUGACAUCAUUUAAUGAAAAAAUACAAAUUCAAAUACAUACAUUUGAACACACCAGAAUGUGUUCUCUUCCCCAUGAAGUGUUCUCUACCCUUCUUUGAGGUGUAUAUACAUACCUUUAUUUGUUCAACAUCAUAUUUAAGACAAGACAUAAUCAACAA